AGAUUGUCCUCACCGACACGGAGUCGGAAAGAAAAAAUAAAAAAGGAAGAAAAAUAAAAAAAACUGAUGUUGCGCUUGCGAGAAGGAGAGUUGGUGAUUGCCUUCGUGGCUUCCACUCAAAUAUUCGUACGGUGACUUCUCACAUAGAGAGACAGAGGCGGGGGGGCCACGAACACCAAUUUCUCAUAUUCUUUUUCUUAUUGAUUUUUAGAAUUUCUUUUCGCUUUUCUCAAGCUUCUUCUUUGUUUCAUCUUUAUGAUUCAAUAGGAUCUUCUUCUUCUUUUUCUUUUCUCCCAAAGAUCAGUAAUCAUCAAUUCUUUCAUUUCCUUCUGAUUCUGCUCGCUUCUGUUUUUAAGAAUAUUCUGUUUGAAGAGAAAUUCUCACGCUUACUUUACUUUUUUCCAUCUGGGAUCGAAGUUUCUAGCUCUAAUUUUGAUCCCAUUGUUUCUAAAUUUGUCAUUGCGUCUGCAAUGGACGAGUUUGGGGUAUUGACCGAAAGAUUUGGAUUGAAGCCGCAAGGAAAAUCGGCUCCAAUGGCUGCAUCUAAGCAACCUGCUUCCUCAAACACCUUCCACUCUGGGUUUAAUUCCGGUUUGAAUGGUAAAUCCUCCCUCGAUUCUGGUUUUGUUGACGUAUCGUUUCAGAAAAACACUAAACCCGACUCUUACGCUGGGGUUGAUGAUAUUUUCGGGAGUCUCAAUCAGUCAACGAAACAUUUGAGGAAUUCUGCAAGUUCUCCAUCUUCUUUUGACUACGAUUCCAUAUUUUUUGGGUCCAAGAAUUCAGAUCCAACAUAUGAUGAUAUGUUUAGUGGGAUUGCUGGAUUUAAGAGCUCGGGUACAGCGAAGAAGGAGGAUCCGGUCCGAUCAUUUUCCCCAUCUUUGAAUCAUACCUCUCAAAUUGAUGACUUGUUUGGUGAUUUUAGCAGCAAUGUGGUGAAACCAACUCCUAACCCGAACGGAUUAAAAAGUGCACCAAAUAACGCUGCCCCUUUUGAUGAAUUGAUUUCGGGCUUUGAUGAUAGCAAAUCUCGAAUUAACAGAGCAAGCAUGCAGGACAAUCUGACCCAGCAAGCAACUUCUCAUUCUAAAUCAACUUUCAGUUCAGCCAGAGAUCCUUUUAUAGAAUUAGAAUCGGCUUCAAUACCAUCAUAUAAUUCGUCUGAGGCUUUUCCAGAUCCGCUUGAGGAAAUGACCAAGUUCAAUAAUAAAUUCGAUAGCUCCUACAAUUCUUCCCCACCAUUCAGGGUUCCUCCAGUACCAAAGCCAGGUCACAAGGCAGUUAAAGUUAAGAGUUCCUCUUCCUCUCCUAUUGAUGAAUUGGAGGACUUUGCAAAGGGGAAGGUGCGGAAUAACAGUGAAGGGAAUGUGGAUGCCUCAACACGCACAACAAAUAGAAAUAGUAAAGAUGCACAUACUGCAGGACUAAAUCAUCAAAAAACUGUUGAUGAUCUGGACUCCUUUUUCAAUGUGGGUCCUCGAUCAAAGAGUGCUCCAAGGUCACGAACAACAACUCCGGAUCCUCUGUUUGACGUUCCUAAGUACAACAAACCACCUGAAAUACCCAAACCCACUCCCUCAGCUUCCUUUUCCCACAUAAAGAAAUCUUCUUCAGCUGUAAAUUUUGUGGAUGAUCUUUUUUUCGGAGGUUCUCCUUCAUUUGGACAUUUUGAAGAAGUUGAUGGAGAAAGUGAAGAAAGAAGAAGAGCUAGAUUAGGGCGUCUACAGAGGACCCAAGAGCGUGCAGCAAGAGCAGUGGCUGAUUUGAAUGAGCGUGACUUUCAAACACAGCAUGAGCAAGAAGAGAAGCGUAGGAUUGCUGAAUCUCUAGAUGUUGAUAUCAAGCGCUGGGCUGCAGGGAAGGAAGGCAACAUGCGUGCACUGUUAUCAUCAUUGCAAUAUGUUCUAUGGUCUGGAUGUGGUUGGGAGCCAGUUUCAUUGACAGAUAUGAUUACUUCUACUUCAGUUAAAAAAGUUUACAGGAAGGCAGUCUUGUGCAUUCAUCCAGAUAAGGUUCAACAGAAGGGUGCCAGUAUUGAACAGAAAUAUACAGCAGAGAAGGUUUUUGAUAUCCUGAAGGAAGCCUGGAAUAAAUUCAGCAAAGAGGAACUUUAGGCACACCUAGGAUGAUUGUUUUCUUCAGCCUUCAUGUCACCUGCAAAGUAUGAAUAUCCUACUCAGGGAGAGAGGACUUGAGUAUCAUGGCAAGAGUUUCUGCAGGUCAGUUUUGAGGCCGUCUGGCGGCCGGUAUCAUGUUCAACAUAUUCUCAGAGAAAGGUCUCAAAUGUCGUUAGUGUUUGGCAUUGGGGGUAUUACCAGAAAUUUGUAUUCCAUAGGCAAGUAUAGUUUCAUGCUCAAAUUAUGUUGUGGUUUAUAUGGUUUCACCAUAAAUAGUGCAGAUAAUUCUUUGAAUUUGCAGAUUCAUUGAGCUUUUGUAGAGUUUUUUCCCCUUCUUUAUGUCCCUCUUUCUUUCCCCUGGAAGGAAGUUGUGGAUUAAAAGUUGAAAUACGCAUGCAUAUAUAAUAUAUCUUUAUGUUCUUAUCUUUCUUCUGUAAA
Messenger RNA from Cucumis melo (muskmelon), 2555 nucleotides. RefSeq names its product auxilin-related protein 2. The record is from RefSeq and is a predicted model, not a curated record. The transcript is spliced from 9 exons. Gene Ontology annotation, molecular function: clathrin binding. Gene Ontology annotation, cellular component: vesicle; intracellular membrane-bounded organelle; cytoplasm. The coding region runs from base 471 to 2114 and encodes 547 amino acids. Gene Ontology annotation, biological process: clathrin coat disassembly; clathrin-dependent endocytosis. NCBI's taxonomy places the organism in Eukaryota, Viridiplantae, Streptophyta, Magnoliopsida, Cucurbitales, Cucurbitaceae.